Messenger RNA from Brassica napus (rape), 2424 nucleotides. RefSeq names its product E3 ubiquitin-protein ligase PUB22-like. Gene Ontology annotation, biological process: protein ubiquitination. The coding region runs from base 856 to 2130 and encodes 424 amino acids. The record is from RefSeq and is a predicted model, not a curated record. The transcript has a single exon. Lineage: Eukaryota; Viridiplantae; Streptophyta; Magnoliopsida; Brassicales; Brassicaceae. Gene Ontology annotation, molecular function: ubiquitin protein ligase activity.
UCUAUUAUGUACUAUCAAAUCCAAAUUACUUUAUUUAUUUCGGUUUGAUUUGGUUUUAAUUGGUUAAGGAGUAUGGGUCUAAAUAUAUCAUCAAAGUUGCAGCCUGAAACAAAGUACAAAUCCAACAAAGGAUCGUUAAUGGCACUUUUGAUUUUGUCGGCACCAAAAGAAAACAAUAAUCAAAUUGUUGUUGACAAAAACCCAAUAUCUCUAACUUUCGGUUACAACAGUAAUAUUAUAGUUUUGAAAUAUGGCUGCGAAGUUUUAUAUGUACAAUAAAAAGAAAAGAUAAAGUCAAAUAGGGGAUGUCCAAAAGAGAUGCGAGGAAUCAGCAACUAAUGGCAUGUGAGUUAAAACGAAACACAAAGCAGACAAACUAUUUGUGCUCAACACCGUCACGACUCACGACCAAUCUCCCCAAUGACUUCGUAACUAUUUACACUUCAUUGCCUUAAUCGCAUCUCUUUUGACAAGUCAUCACUCUUCACCUUUUCUUUUAUAUAAAAGCAUUUAUUAUUUAGUUUUUUGUUGCACCACCCCAAAAUUAUUAAAAAGUCAAAUCUAUAUACGUUCCUCGUUGUUGUCUGAUAAGUCAUAACAAUAAAUAAUAAAUAGAGACAGCUAUCUAAAAAGAGUUUACAAAUAUUUGUAUUUUCCGUGUUUUGACUUUGUAAUAAUUCUUAAUAUUUCUCCUACCCUUCAUAUUUAAACCCAACCCUCCUUGUCUCUUCUUCCUAAACCAAUUCUCAUCUCUUAAAUCUCAACUACUGCAUUUUAAAGCAAAAGUUUCAUUUCUUGAGAUUCGAUUUUAUUUCAUCAAGCUUUACUAUUUUUCAUAUUUUCUGGCUAGUCAAAAUGGAUCAAGAAAUAGAGAUUCCUUCUUUCUUUCUAUGUCCGAUCUCUCUAGAUAUCAUGAAGGAUCCGGUGAUAGUUUCAACCGGAAUAACCUACGACAGAGAUAGCAUCGAGAAAUGGCUCUUCACUGGUAAGAAAAACUCAUGUCCGGUCACCAAACAAGUCAUAACCGAGACCGAUCUCACACCAAACCACACUCUUCGUCGUCUGAUCCAAUCUUGGUGUAGUCUCAACGCAUCACACGGCAUCGAGACAAUACCAACCCCAAAACCUCCAAUCUCUAAAUCCGAGAUCGAAAGACUCAUCAAAGAUUCUUCAUCUUCACAUAAAAACCAAGUUAAAUACCUCAAAAGACUUCGCCAAAUAGUAACAGAGAAUAAUACGAACACGAGAUGCUUAGAAGCCGCAGAAGUUCCAGAGUUCUUGGCAAAUAUCAUCAGCAACUUAGUAGGUACUUCAUCGAGUCUCAAUGAUAUCUCAAACAUAUUGGAGAAUAGGUUUGAUUCUUCAAGAAGCUUAAUGGAUGAAGCUUUAAGUUUACUCUAUCAUCUUGACGCAUCGGAGACAGCCCGCAAGAGUCUUUUAAACAACAAGAAGGUAACAAAUAUUGUGAAGACGUUGACUAAGAUUAUGCAACGUGGGAUCUACGAGUCAAGAACCUAUGCAACUUUGCUUCUCAAGAAGAUUCUUGAAGUUGCGGAUCCGAUGCAAAUCAUAUUGUUGGAACGUGACCUUUUUAAUGAGGUGGUUCAGAUCUUGCAUGACCAGAUCUCUCACAAGGCAACGAAGUCAGCAAUGCAAAUCUUGAUGAUUAUAUGUCCAUGGGGAAGGAAUAGACAUAAAGCUGUGGAAGCUGGAGCGGUCUCCAUGAUAAUCGAGCUUCUUCUGGAUGAAAGUUUCUCAUCAGAGAGAAGGAAUGUAGAGAUGACGAUGGUGGUUCUUGAUAUGUUAUGUCAGUGUGCAGAAGGAAGAGCUGACUUCUUGAAUCAUGGUGCGGCUAUUGCGGUCGUGUCUAAGAAGAUAUUGAGGGUCUCUCAGAUAACUAGCGAAAGGGCGGUUAGGGUUUUGCUUUCUGUUGGGAGGUUUUGUGCGACACCAUGUUUGUUACAAGAGAUGUUGCAACUGGGAGUUGUAGCGAAGCUGUGUCUGGUGCUUCAAGUGAGUUGCGGAAACAAGACUAAAGGAAAGGCAAAGGAGUUACUUCAGCUUCACGCUAGGGUUUGGAGGGAAUCACCUUGUGUCCCAAGAAAUUUAUAUGCUUCGUAUCCUGCUUGAACAGCAUAUUUAUUAACUCUCAUCCGAUACAUUCAAUUCUAUGAGAGUUAUUCUUCGGAUAAGUUCAUUAAGAAAAGAAGAAAAUUAGACUGGUUUUAUUUUUGCUCAAAUUCAGUUUUUUCUUCUGCUUUUGUUAUAUCUUUCAAAGGUUCAUCAUCAUCAUGUAGAUAACAAUUGGAAAUUUUCAUGAAAUUAUGAGAUACUGCAAAGACAUAAAUGGAAUCACAAGUUACAUGGCUAUUGUUUCCCACUUGCUUGUUCAUUACUGUUAAACUGUUUAUUUGUAUGCUUCUA